Chanos chanos (milkfish) is the source of this 3001-nucleotide messenger RNA. It is a transcript of the gene ptk2ba, whose product is annotated as protein tyrosine kinase 2 beta, a. Gene Ontology annotation, molecular function: protein tyrosine kinase activity; ATP binding. The record is from RefSeq and is a predicted model, not a curated record. Gene Ontology annotation, biological process: protein phosphorylation; signal complex assembly. Gene Ontology annotation, cellular component: focal adhesion; cytoskeleton. The coding region runs from base 5 to 3001 and encodes 998 amino acids. NCBI's taxonomy places the organism in Eukaryota, Metazoa, Chordata, Actinopteri, Gonorynchiformes, Chanidae. The transcript is spliced from 30 exons.
UUCAAUGACAACCUACGUGGAAAUGUCAGGGGACAUCAGGACACUAUCGUGGAGACCUCCUCAAUCUAGUGGUCAGCAGGAGUCCACAAGCAAAACUGAGAAUGGAGUUACUGCAGAUAAAGGACCGGUCAAAAUCAUUAAGGUCUGUUUUUGUAGCAACAGUGCCAAUCUGGGCAAGAACUUCAAACUGGUGAAAUGUGACAGCUCCUGGGAGAUCAGGGCCAUCAUUCAGUCUAUUCUGGACAGUGGACGACUGGGUCCAAACAUCAAAUUUGCUGGCUGUUAUGGGCUACUGCUGAAACACCUGAAAUCUGAUGAGGUUCACUGGCUACACCCAAACCUCACUGUGAGUGAGGUGGAGCAGAAGUAUGAACAGCAGCAUUUGGAAGCUGAAUGGAGGUAUGAUUUGAGGAUCCGAUACAUUCCGAAUGAUUUCCUGGAGAAGUUUAUGGAGGACAAAACUACUCUGUUGUACUUCUAUCAGCAGGUUCGUGGUGACUACAUGCAGUACUGUGCCAGUAAAGUCAGUGAUGGCAUGGCUUUACAGCUUGGCUGUCUGGAGAUUAGACGCUUCUAUAAAGACAUGAACACUGAUGGUCUGGAGAAAAAAUCCAAUUUUGAAUUGUUGGAAAAAGAUGUGGGCCUGGACUUGUUUUUUCCACGAGAACUGAUCGACAGCAUGAAGCCAAAGCAUCUAAAAAAAAUGAUUCAGCAAACAUUCCAGCAGUACGCAACUUUAAAAGAAGAACAGUGCAUGGUGAAAUUCUUCAAGACGUUUUCAGAAUUCUCGAAUUUUGAUGAAGAAGUGUUCCAAUGUGAGCUGGUGCAAGGCUGGAGUUUGGCUGUGGACCUUGUUAUUGGCCCCAAAGGGAUUCGUCAACGCACAGACAAAAGUUCUGUUCCCAUCUGUUUAGCCAAUUUCACACAAAUUCGGAGCAUCAAAUGUUCUCCUCAGAAUGAUGGAAAAGCAUUGUUAACUGUCGACAUCGAGGGAGCCAAGCAGCCACUGUCUGUCAAUACAGCCACAUUAGCAAUAGCAGAGAACAUGGCCGAUUUGAUAGAUGGAUACUGCCGUUUAGAAGGUGGCAAGGACACCUCUUUAAUAGUGCGGCCAAAGAAAGAUAGGAAUGUUAGAAUUUCACUACCUCCAGUUCCUGCUGGCAAAGAAAGUGCUGGACCUUGCAGAGAAAGUAUGGGUUCAGACAUCUAUGCAGAAAUACCAGAGAAGACGGAUACAACUACGACGUACAGCUUCACACGGCAAGAUGUUGUCCUUGGCCGCAUUCUUGGAGAGGGUUUCUUUGGAGAAGUUCAUGAGGGAGUUUAUAAAAGUCAGACAGGGGAGCGAGUGAGUGUGGCAGUGAAGACAUGCAAGGACUGCUCAGCUGAUGUUAAGGAGAAGUUCAUGAGUGAAGCUGUGAUCAUGAAAAAACUGGACCAUCCCCACAUUGUGCGGUUAAUAGGAAUCAUAGAGGAGGAUCCGGUGUGGAUUGUAAUGGAACUUUACCAGUACGGGGAGCUUGGACAAUACCUGACUGACAACAAGCAGAAACUUACUAAUGUCACUUUAGUUCUGUACAGUUUGCAAAUUUGUAAAGCCCUGGCCUAUUUAGAAGGGGUCAAUAUGGUACACAGAGACAUUGCUGUAAGGAAUGUGCUGGUUGCCAGCCCAGACUGUGUGAAACUGGGCGAUUUUGGCUUAUCCAGAUAUAUAGAGGAGGAGGAGUAUUACAAAGCUUCCGUCAGCCGAUUACCAAUUAAGUGGAUGGCGCCCGAAUCUAUCAAUUUCAGACGAUUUACCUCAGCAAGUGAUGUCUGGAUGUUUGCCGUGUGCAUAUGGGAGAUCAUGAGCAGGGGUCAGCAGCCUUUCUUCUGGUUGGAGAACAAGGAUGUUAUCAAUCAGUUGGAGCAGGGCAUACGAUUGCCCAAACCAGAGCAGUGUCCACCUACCCUCUACUCUUUAAUGUCCCGUUGCUGGAUGUACAACCCACGAGAGAGACCCAAGUUCACUGAGCUGGUGUGCAAGCUGAGUGAUGUUCACAAAUUGGAAAAGGAGGCUGAAGUGGAACAGCAGAGGGAACGAGCUCGCGGCCCAAAAAUAUCAUUCAGUGAGCCCCCACCGAAGCCUUCAAGAUUGAAACCUGCCCCAUUUGGAAGUACCUUACGGAUUCAGCUCCCUGAGUCUCUGUGUGCUAGCUCGCCUGCCAUUGCUAGCCCACCUGACAAUGGCUCACCCUUCAGCUCUAGCAGCAAGCAGAUGCCCCCUGUGGUGUCUCCACGGAGACGAAGCGUUGGGGAGGGCGACUUCACGUUGGAACCGAGCAGUAAGGAGGAUGCUCAGCGUCUGUGGGAGCUAGAGAGGCAGCGUAUGCAGGACACUCUGAGGAGGCAAAAGCAGCAGAUGCAAGAAGAUAACCAAUGGCUGGAGAAAGAGGAGAAAUUGCUGGAUCCUAUUAUGCAUGAUGAUCCACAGACUAACAAGAUGCCUGACCGGGAAACAGGCUACGAUGAGUUCCAUGGGCCCCCUGAGAAGCCGCCCAGACUGACUGCUCAGCCUGCCCCUACAGCAGAGCUAGACCGCUCAGAUGACCAGGUGUAUCAUAAUGUGAUGGAGAUGGUGAAGAAGGUGGUACAGCUGAAAAAUGAUGUGAACACUCUGCCCCCGUCAGAGUACAUCGGUGUAGUGAAGAUGGUGGGAAUGACUUUGCGCAACCUGAUCAACAGUGUUGAUGAGGUCCUCCCAAAUUUGCAUGAAUCCAUCAGGACAGAGAUUGAAGGUACACAGAAACUUCUGAAUAAAGACAUGGCAGAUCUGAUAAGCAAGAUGCGCUUGGCUCAGCAAAAUGCUAUCACUUCUCUCAAGGAGGAGUGUAAAAAACAGAUGCUGGCAGCAGCUCACACACUGGCCAUGGAUUCGAAAAACUUGCUGGAUGCUGUGGACCAGGCUCGAGUGCGUGCCGACCUGGCCAAACCUGUCACCUCUGAGUCUUGCCAGGAAUAG